Molecule: messenger RNA, 1701 nt
Organism: Lachancea sp. 'fantastica'
Lineage: Eukaryota; Fungi; Ascomycota; Saccharomycetes; Saccharomycetales; Saccharomycetaceae
Source: the annotation of a GenBank genome assembly
AUGUUUCCAUCAACUCAUUCAAGAGUAAAUGCCGACCUUUUUCCUGGUGAGAAAAGUGCUAGUUCUAAACUCAGAGACUUUUUGCACAGAACCGAAGGCCAUAUGAUAUAUAGCGCUGUUGAUGAGGGCAAAAGCACUUCAAGAUACCAGGGUAAAACUUAUAAAAACAAUCCUUUGGCGACAUCUACAACAGAUGUUCACGAAGUGAAAAACGUUAAUCCUUUUGUCGAAGAAUUUGUCGCAACGAGGGUUAAGCUGGAGCCAAAAACUGCCAGCACGGUAAGAUUUGGAUCCAAUCAGACAAAAAUCUUUGAAGAAGACUCAGUUCUUGGCUGUUCAAAUAGGCAGGACUCAAUUCAACCAAGUGAGAUCGACUCCAUAUUGAUUGUCAAGGAACAGGAAAUGAAUAGAAGUGAUGACAGCUUUAAUGCCGGAUGGGAUGAAACCAUUGUGAUUCAAAAUCCUGUAGUUUUAGAAGGAAUGCUUCGAUGUUGGGAAGCUUGUGGUAUUCCUGAUACCGAGUUCGAUUCCGGGGACUUGGUCAUGACUGUGCAAAAACUCAGCUACGGGAUCUUACAGGCAUUGGCCAAUCAGGGAGCGGUCAGUAAGCUGGUCAAGGAAAGAGAAUUGGCAGAGGUGUCCGAAGAUUUUGAAGAAUGCUGGUUAGAUCUUUUAGAGGCGUUGCAAUCGGAAGAGCAGCUUGAAAAGUUGAGCACUGAUCUAUCUGAACAAUUUGAGAUAAACGCAUCCCAGAAAAACCAAAAUGCGAUUUUAAUGGAUCGUGUGAGGUCCUUGGAGUCUCAACUGGAAUGCCAAUCCUCGAUGAAAAGCGAAGUUGAGGCACAUGUUGCGAAAUUGCGUGAGUUGACAAAGCUAUAUGACGAUCAAAGCUCGAAGUAUCACGACCUGUGCACUAAAAUGAGUAAAAUGGAGUUGGAUUUGGAGGAGAAGACGCUGAAGAAUGACUCUUUGUUGAAAGAAAAUUUGGAAAUCAGAGAAGAGUUCUCGGUUUGUGAGAUUAAAUUGGCGACUAGCCAAAGUCAAGUUCGACGCUUGGAACGGAUGGCGUCCCAGAAUCAACGAGAAGCCGACAGGGUGCUCGAGCAGAAAAACCAGUAUUGCAAUCAACUCAUGUUGAAAUGUGAAAAUGUCGAAAAGGCGUGGCAGGAGGACUACUCCCGUAUCAACAACGAAUGCGAGAAAUUAAGCAUGCAAUCCCAGAAUCUAAAACUUGGCUUGCAGGCAUCAAAGGAAGACUUGGAGAGAUACAAACUAAAGACCGCCGAAUCCUUGAUAAUGUUACAUGCGUCGCGAAAGCGUGUUCAGGAACUUGAGGGCAAAUUUUCAGAAUAUUCCGCCAAGACAGCCACAACGUCAGCGCAAGUGGAGGAGCUAUUGGAAUUCAAACAGAAGGCUAAAGCUCGAAUAGUUUCACUGAAAAACUCAAAAAUGGAACUCAAAAAACGAAACGAACAGAUGCAAACUGAUGAGAAGCUGAUGCGGUCUCAGCUUAACGAAAUAAUUGACCAAUAUGAAUACAAAGAUACUGAAAAUCACAAACUUUUGAUAGAGCUGGAGAAACUGAAAAAAACGUUCCAAGAGACAAAAGAUUUAUUCAAAGCACCUAUUUCGCCGCUAGGAUAUAAAAGUGCGAAGAAGCAUCGGCCUUUGCGUAUACUUACGAAUCGCGUUAACGCCUGA